This is a messenger RNA of Danio aesculapii, 1404 nucleotides long. RefSeq names its product BCL2 family apoptosis regulator BOK a (gene boka). NCBI's taxonomy places the organism in Eukaryota, Metazoa, Chordata, Actinopteri, Cypriniformes, Danionidae. The record is from RefSeq and is a predicted model, not a curated record. The transcript has 5 exons. The coding region runs from base 456 to 1130 and encodes 224 amino acids. Gene Ontology annotation, cellular component: mitochondrial outer membrane. Gene Ontology annotation, biological process: extrinsic apoptotic signaling pathway in absence of ligand; regulation of apoptotic process; intrinsic apoptotic signaling pathway in response to DNA damage. Gene Ontology annotation, molecular function: protein homodimerization activity; protein heterodimerization activity.
AACCGCGCUUCUUUAUCUCCGCCUUAUCUGAGAGCUUCACCAUAGAAGGACACUCUUCAUGCGCGCAGAUCAUCCAAACGCACCGAGCAAAGCAGAGCUUCAUCAUCGCCUGACAGCAGUUUAAUAUCUGCCUCGCAGACUGAGUCUCAUAACUCUGUCAUGUCCUAAUGUCGAUAAUUAAGACUGUUUGAUGAUUCGAAUGAUUGACGACAAACAGAGAAGAUAAUCGCUCACUGAUUCUCCGCACUUCUGACCGCCUUGUCAGAUUCAUGUUCUUUCCAGGAGAAGGCGAGAAGCGAGUCUUUCUACUGACACAGUAAAACACGCGAGUUUCCUCUUUAUCCAGAUCGCGUGGCGCCAUCAGACUUUAGAAGGAGAACAGGGUUGUGGAGAAACUCUUCCAUACACGGUGCUGAAGGUGGAGGUUUCCAGCUGAUCGUGAUUGAUCGUUACCCAUGAAGGGCAUGGAGAUGUUGCGCCGCUCCUCGGUGUUUGCGGCUGAAGUCAUGGAGGUGUUUGAUCGCUCUCCCACGGACAAGGAGCUCGUGUCUCAGUCCAAAGUGUUGUGUAGGGAUUACAUUCACUCCAGACUGCACCGGGCUGGAAUCGGAUGGUCGAAACCAGAGCACGGGUCUGGAGGAACACUGGCUGAGGUGUCUUCAGUUCUGCUGUGGUUGGGUGAUGAGCUGGAGUACCUGCGUCCCAACGUGUACCGCAACGUAGCUCGACAGCUCAACAUCACAAUAGCCUCUGAGAAUAUCGUCUCUGAUGCCUUUUUGGCUGUCGCUGCUGAAAUCUUCUCCACAGAAUAUAGUCGAAAAGGUUUGGAAGAACAUAAGGGUGUAACAUGGGGGAAGAUUGUGUCUCUGUAUGCAGUGGCCGGAGCUCUAGCUGUGGACUGUGUUCGGCAUGGACAUCCAGCAAUGGUGCACACUAUUGUCGACUGCAUGGGCGAGUUUGUUCGCAAAAGCCUUGUGUUGUGGUUAAAGAAGAGAGGAGGCUGGGCGGAUAUCACAAAGUGUGUCGUCAGUACAGACCCCAGUUUCCACUCUCACUGGCUAGUAACAGCUGUCUGCGCCUGUGGUCACUACCUUAAGGCUGUGGUUUUCUACCUGCUGAGAGAGAAAUGAAGAGCAGAAUCAAGUGACGGACAGAAAGGGCUUUCUAGUCACUGCUUAAGCCUUUCACUGCUCUUGAUGUGUUUACACUUGCACAAAGUUUGCACUUUUCCUUUAAAGGACAUUCUUACGCUCCAAGAUGAACCAUUAUCUUUAAAGGCGUCGUUGAGUGUUUAACCUGGCCUUUUGCACUCUGUAGGCAUUCCUUGCUGUUACCAUUUUUUAUUGAACCUAAUGUUGAUAUGCAGAAUACCAAGCCCUGCGGGAUGCAUCUGAGAGAAUGUUA